Messenger RNA from Melanaphis sacchari, 1409 nucleotides. RefSeq lists its product as uncharacterized. Bases 250 to 1314 code for a protein of 354 amino acids. The record is from RefSeq and is a predicted model, not a curated record. The transcript has 4 exons. NCBI's taxonomy places the organism in Eukaryota, Metazoa, Arthropoda, Insecta, Hemiptera, Aphididae.
UCUACUCUAUGAUUCAUCUGCUCAGCGCUCACUUUUCGUGAGCCCGACUUUUUUUAUAUAUAGAUAUAUUAUUUUAGGUCUAAGGGAAUGAUUUUUCAUUUUUAUCUGUUAUCAUUAUUCUUUACAAAUUUACAAUUUCACAUUCAAAUUUCAUGCUGAAAUCAUAAUUAUUAACUAUCAACUAACUACAAUCGGACAGUUUAGAUUUUCAAUUUAUUUGUUUUUCAUUAUUCAUUAUAUUGUGUCGCCAUGAAUUCUGCCUCUACAGCUCGAGUAAAAGAGAAGAUUCGUUAUGAUAUAGGUGUCCAUCGUGAGGAAAACAAACAAACACUUUUAGAUUCGAGACGAGGAGUUGUAGUUGAAAAAGACAAUUUAAGUAAAGAAUUGACUAUUGAAGACAUGCAAAAUAUGGCUCUAGAAAUUAAACGUGGAAAACAAAUUACUGUUAAACAAUUAAAACUGUUAGAAAAUGGUUUUUUGAACUACUUGGAAUUUAUUCCACUGUUUUAUAAUGUUCAAGGGGCUGUUGAUUCCUUACUUCGUCUCGCCUCUAGUAAAAAUGAAGAAAUACAGUUAGCAGCAAUUGAAUGUUUUUGUAACAUGGGCUUAGGAGAUAAAAAAGUAUGUUUUAAAUUGACAAAAUUAAUUGCACCAUACUUGAUGAUGUACAUCAAUCAUUUGAAUUUUAAUAUAUCAGCUAUGUCUAUCUGGACGCUUGGGAAUUUGAGUGAUUCUAGUCCAGGUGCAUGUAAAUUACUUCAAAAUCAAAAUUUACUUGGCGCACUGAUUGAUCGCUUAGAAAAUUCAACUUGUGAUCAAGUCAUUUUUGAUACUUUUUAUGCCUUGAAACUUUUUCUUAAAAACUACCUAUACGAUUUACCGAUUGAUGAUUUAAACAAAUUGCUAUAUGUAUGUUAUAAGCGAUUGACUACAUGGAAAUUUUCAUUUUGGAUAGUGUAUCAAAUUUCUUGCCGUCAAGACACUGAUUUGAUAAAUUCUCAAUGUAUGAGACGUUUAUUUCAUGCCUUAACUGAAGAUAUCAUUGAUAUAGAAUGUUUGGUGCCUAUUUUAAGAACAUUUGGUAAUAUUAUAGCUAAGGAUUCAACUAAUCGUUCCGUAAGCUUAUUUCUUGUGGGAUUAUUACAUGAACAAGGACUUAUUAUAAGAGAUAUUUUAAUUAAUAAUAGAGAAAUUGAUUUAAGAGAUGAAUGUGCUUGGUUGUUAGGUAAUACUUUAAAUUCAUUAAAAGCAAAUAAAAUUUUAUUGGCAAACACCGAAAAAUUUGAUGAACUUUGCAGUUAUCUUUUCUUCUAAAUGUUGUAUGUUGUAUGUAUUGCAACAUUUUUAUGAAUAUGAAUUAUAUAUUGAAUUAUUUUUAAACUUUUAACCUAGUUAUUUAAUUAUUUAUA